CAUGAAGUCCAUUAUCGUUCUCCUCUUAGCUCCUCUGAGUCUUGCUCUAAAGUUCAAAGGUUGCCCAUACCCGUAUUGUCCUUUAUCAUUCGAUGGAUUCACGUGUGCCUAUGAUGAAGUUUGCGGAUUUCAGGCAGAAAACGAAUGCCAGCUAAGAGUGGAGAUAUGUUUGCGUGAACUAAACAACAGGCCGCGUUUCAUCAAAAUGGUUUCCGGAUACUGUGUGGAUAAAAGCAAGAGACGGUGUACCCCUAUGGUGACACACAAAAUCACAGAUAUAGAUCUUAUGUAACUGGAAUCGAUUUGGUUCCACAUCCAUUUGCAUUAUGAGCAGUCAUUCCAUCACUCUUCUGGACAAUUAGAAUGAGUUUUCCCUGUAAAUAUGUUACUACAAAAUUCUUCCAAAGUAUAACUUGUAUCCGCACAUA
Drosophila persimilis is the source of this 428-nucleotide messenger RNA. RefSeq lists its product as uncharacterized. The record is from RefSeq and is a predicted model, not a curated record. Lineage: Eukaryota; Metazoa; Arthropoda; Insecta; Diptera; Drosophilidae. The transcript has 3 exons. The coding region runs from base 2 to 292 and encodes 96 amino acids.